Molecule: messenger RNA, 885 nt
Organism: Penicillium lagena
Lineage: Eukaryota; Fungi; Ascomycota; Eurotiomycetes; Eurotiales; Aspergillaceae
Product: inositol monophosphatase family protein
Exons: 3
Coding region: 1-885 (294 amino acids)
Biological process (GO): phosphatidylinositol phosphate biosynthetic process; signal transduction; inositol metabolic process
Molecular function (GO): inositol monophosphate 1-phosphatase activity
Source: RefSeq, a predicted model, not a curated record
AUGGUCGACCACACUCCAAUCCUGCCCGAGAUCCACGACUUUCUGGUGUCUCUUGCCUUCCAGGCGGGCGAGAUUAUCACCAAUGCCCUCCCCGACACCAGUGGCACCGGCUCGAAGAAAAACAGUGCCGAUCUGGUCACCGAGUAUGACCGUGCAGUGGAGAAGAUGAUCUCGACCUCCCUGAAGGAGCGGUAUCCGGACUACGAGUUCCACGGCGAGGAAACAUAUGACCCGGCGCGUCCAUUGACCGACGCCCCGACAUUUGUUGUGGACCCAAUCGACGGAACGGUCAACUUUGUCCACAGCUUCCCCUACGCCUGCGUCUCUCUCGGCUUCGCGGUGGGGCGAAUACCGACAGUAGGUGUGGUGUACAACCCAUCCACCCAGACGCUGUAUUCUGCCAUUCGGGGCCAGGGAGCCUUCCUCAACCGAAAGACUCCCCUGCCCCUCAAGGGCGAUAAUACAGAACCCCUGACCGGCCUAGAGAAUGCGCUCAUCGGCGUCGAAUGGGGCUCGGAUCGCAAUGGGAAAAACUGGGACACCAAGAUCCGCACGUUUGAGAAACUGGGCAAAUCCAAGGAAAAUGGCGGAGCCAUGGUUCGGUCAAUGCGCAGCAUGGGCUCUGCGGCGCUGAACCUUUGCGCCGUUGCGGACGGCACGCUGGACCUGUACUGGGAAGGCGGCUGCUGGGCGUGGGAUGUCUGCGCCGGAUGGGUCAUCCUGACCGAGGCCGGGGGGAUCAUGGCAGACGGAAGCCCCGGAGGGUGGGAGCCGCGCCUGGAUGGGCGCAAGUACCUCGCUGUGCGCGGCGCUCCCAAUGGCAGCGGACAGCGAGAGCUAGUGGAAGAGUUCUGGAGCCAUGUACAGGGUGAACUAGAAUAUUGA